UGAAAAAGUGUGUUUGUGAACUGGGAUCGAGGAGGGCAGGGCCUAGGGCGAAGCAGUGAUGGUGAUGGUGAUGGAACGAACCUUCAGACCAAAAUCAAAUCCCUACUUCCUCGUCGGGCUGUAGCAUCUUAUUUAUUGCAGUAGUAAGAAAGAAAGAGAAAGAAAGAAAAGACCCCACGYUCUCUGUCAUUCUCUCUCUUCCUUUACCAAUCUCUUUUUCUCUCUCUUUGCCAAAGUAGCUUGUAGUGUUUCGAGUAGACAUGGCAACAGAGGUGGAGGUGGCGGUGGUGGUGAUGGUGGUGGUGGCGAUAAUGGGAAUGGGAGGAAGAGGUGGAGUGGAAGGGGCGAACUGGUGCGUGGCGAGGAGCAACGCGAGUUCCGACGUGCUGCAGACGGCGUUGGACUAUGCUUGCGGAGCUGGAGCAGACUGUACGCCCAUACAGUCUUCUGGGCUUUGUUAUCUCCCCAACACAAUUCAAGCUCACGCCUCUUACGCCUUCAAUAGUUACUACCAGCACAAAGCCAUGGCUCCUGGGUCUUGUGACUUCGCUGGCACUGCCACCGUUGCCAUGACCGACCCCAGCUACGGAUCUUGUGUGUACCCAUCUUCAACAAGCACUGCCGGUGCCGGAGGGACGUCGCCGCUCACAUCCACAACGACCACGCCCACUGGAAACACCCCAUACACACCGGCGACCACACCGGCGACACCAGGAACAAAUACGCCAAUUUAUGGUGGAGUUGGAGGGCUAACUCCGGGCUUAGGACCGGCGAUACCUAGCACAGACGACUCCAAAGCUUCUUCUAUUCGCUCAUUUAUAACCACCACCUUCUUGCCAUUCUCUUUGCUUCUUUUAUUCUUCCUCUAAUCCAUAUAGUCUCUGGCCAAAGACAACAAGAGGCUUAAGUUUUGUUAGAGUUGGGCCUUGUAUGUUUAGUGUUAUGUAUGUCCUCUCAAAUGGGUUUUACAAGGAAUAGCUCUUUCAUCUCUUUUUCUUUCAUUAUAUUUAUAUAUAUCUUAUUCUCUCUCUCUCUCUA
Molecule: messenger RNA, 1038 nt
Organism: Nelumbo nucifera (sacred lotus)
Lineage: Eukaryota; Viridiplantae; Streptophyta; Magnoliopsida; Proteales; Nelumbonaceae
Product: PLASMODESMATA CALLOSE-BINDING PROTEIN 2
Source: RefSeq, a predicted model, not a curated record